This is a messenger RNA of Cololabis saira (Pacific saury), 4737 nucleotides long. RefSeq names its product synaptonemal complex protein 2 (gene sycp2). The record is from RefSeq and is a predicted model, not a curated record. Lineage: Eukaryota; Metazoa; Chordata; Actinopteri; Beloniformes; Belonidae. The transcript is spliced from 38 exons. The coding region runs from base 1 to 4737 and encodes 1578 amino acids.
AUGUGGCUCACAUUAGACCUAGGUACCUGGGUACACAUUAACAACAAACUGGACUGGGCCGACAACACCCAGGCUCUUAUCAGCAAGGGGCAGAUCAGGAUGUUUUUCCUGAGAAGGCUGAGGUUGUUUAAAGUUUGUAAUAGGCUACAGAGAAUGUUCUACCUGUCAAUGGUCUCCAGUGUCCUGUUCUUCGCCGUGGCCUGCUGGGGAGGCAACAUCUGUGCCAGGGACGCUGCCAGGCUGAACAAGCUGGUGAAGAAGGCCAGCUCUGUGGUGGGGACCGGGUUGGACAGCCUGGAGGUGCUGGCUGAACAGAGGAUGGGGGAAAAACUGGCGGCCAUGUUGGCCAAUCCCCCACAUCCACUGCACAUGCGAGCUGACGGGGAUGAGGAGCAAAUUCAGCAACAGAUUUGUUCUCCCCCGUCAGAGCACAGAGAGAUUUGGACAUUGGAGAACCUGAUGGAGGAGGUGUUAAAGAGUGGAAAUGUCCGAGCGCUUUAUGUUUUCUUAGAGAAGGACAUGCAUGAAAAGACCCACAUUAAGUGUUCACAGCAGUUUGUCACCAAAUUAGAUACAUUUAUGAGAAAGAGUUUGGAUCAAGAAGAUGCAAAAUCAGCCAGUUUAGGUUUUGUUACUCUCUGUAAGUGUGGGAAAAUGCUGAAACUACCAGAUGGCAGUCAAGGACUACAAGGUUUAAUAACUCAAGGACUCAUUAAGAAGAUGGUGCAGUGGUUUGAGAAAUGCAAGCAACUGUGGAUCCAGUGUGGCCUUCACUGGGAUGAGAAUUUGAUCACCCUGUGUGAUAACUUCUUCAGUGCUUUAAUGGCAGUUCACAAGGCAGGCAAAGAAGGAACCUACAAAAUCACAGAGUCCUUCCUGUAUCCUGUCGGUCAGUUGGCAAUAGACCCCAGAAUCUACAUUGCGAUCCAGAAGGAGGCAAUUCGCAAAUAUAACUUGAUUCUGGACAAAAUCCCAGUGGAGCUUAAGAGAAACAAAAAGAUCCUAACAUCACAAGAGGCCUCAGAUAUCAUGACCAAAUUGGCUGGUCUGAUAUUGGAGGGUGGUGAUUAUGACUUGCAGUCGUCGCUGAUGGAGGCAUUAUGCAGAAUGGCCACUCCUGACCAGAGGAAGAAGCUAGCAGAUCAGUGGUUCAGUAUGGGGCUUGUGGCUACUGCAUUUACUCAGAUCAGCGAUUCUGAGUUUGAAACGGCUUGUCGGAGGUUUCUGAACAUGGUGAAUGGGAUGCAGGGAGACAAGCGAAGAGUGUACUCAUAUCCUUGUUUGGAAGUUUAUCUGGACAAAUAUGAGCUGCUGAUGCCCUCAGAUGAGAAGCUUGAGGAAUUCUGGAUUGAUUUCAACCUUGCCAGCCACAGCAUCUCCUUUUACUUUUCCUUACCCGGCGAAGAGGUUCAGGAGGGCCACUGGGAAACAAUAUGCAUCAGUGAGAAUGAAGUCCAAAGCUACACUGUUACAGGGAACAGAAAGGAGCAAGUCUUGCGGAUAAAGCUCUCAGAGGUGGUGAUCGUUGGUGCAGUGGAAGGAUCCAGUCUCACCAUCCAUUUUAGUUCUUCUCUGGACGUCCUACAGGCUGCUCGCAGUGUCUACGGGCAUCUUAAAAACAAACACACAUCUGUAACAAACGUUGAAGUUAAAGCUGUGAUUGAUGGGAACAACUCCCAGGUUGUUCCAGAGAGUCAGCUUUCUCUAGGUGAAAGCCAGAAAAAUACUGCCCCUUAUAGGUCAUGUGCCCCAGCUGCAUCUGCACAGAUGGUGACCCCUGCCAAGAAGAGACUGUCAGAGUCCUUAAACUUCAUAUGCAGCAGUGGAGGAGUUAUGCACAGUAGCAGUUCUCAUGCGCACAAGCUAUCAAAGUCUUAUUUUGUACCUGACACCCAACCCAAAUCUGGACACAAUAUAUCAUCUAGUUGGAGCAAAAUGUCAGUUUCAGAAAUGGUAAUGAUGCCAACACAGAAAAUGGAUCUGCCAAACCCUGAGCCUAAUUUAAAGGCACAGCAGGAGAGCUGCCCGCCCUCAGCAAAGAAAAUGUCAGUUUCAAACUCAAGCCUUGUCCUCCAAGAGCAACUCCACAGUGAACUUACUCUACGGUUACAGCAAGUCCUCAAGGAAAGGAAUCAAAAUCCUUCACCUCAGGAGCCAGCUCUGCUACAGCAGGUCCUCAAGGAAAGGAAUAGAAAACCCUCACCCCAGGAACCAGCUCCGUUACAGCAGGUCCUCAAGGAAAGGAAUAGAAAACCCUCACCCCAGGAACCAGCUCCGUUACAGCAGGUCCUCAAGGAAAGGAAUAGAAAACCCUCAACCCAGGAACCAGCUCCGCUACAGAAAAAAAUGACCAGUAACAGAAAGGAGUUGGAAGGCACAAGCUCAGGAAACUCAUGUGGUUCUUCACGGAGGGCUCCCAGGGAGCAGCAGGCUCAGAGAAAUGACCAUACCAAAAGAGAAAGUAAAGACAGAAUGUCACUGGAUACAGAUCCUGUUCCAAUUAAAGCUUCAGGCAAGCCCUCCAAAGCCAAAGCUCUGCAAGAGAAAAAGGACUCCAGGGUUAGGGUUGAAACUAAGAUGAUCCUUUCAAGCAAAGAGAAAAGGGGUGCAGAGGUUGCAGGCAGCAUGAUAAAGCUCAUCUCGAGCCAUCAUGAGACAAAUACCAAAUCCAGUGAUGCUGGGAAAAAUAUUCCGAGCUGGAACCGUUCUGUCAACAGGUCAAUCUUCAACACGAGCUGGUUAUCAUCUGGUAAGAACAAGCGGUUUGUCAAAAAGCAUUUGUUCAGUGACACAGACACAGACAAUGUCACGACAGAGGUCAGCUGGCUGAGAGAAUCUUCCAGGAAGCCCAAACCCAAAGUUACUAAAUAUUCCAGACAGCCAGUCAUCAAACCCCAAGCUGACCCACCCAAUUCUUCAUAUGAAUCUCUAAAAUUGCUUCCACCCUCUUCGAAAGCUGUUACAGGCAACAAAAAACCCAGUAAGAAGAAUCCCAAUGUGAAGAAAGCUCCAGCUCCAGCUCAGCCAAAGAAGGAGUUGGAUAAACUCGAGAUGGUGAAGGCAACAGCGGCAAUCAGCAAACCGCGUGCAUCUGGCAAGAGACCCAGUAGAGCCGCAACAAAAUCCAAGAAAAGCUACAGGGAAGUGAAUACUGAUGACAGCCAAAGUGAACCAGAAGCGUCUCCCCCUCUUAAGCUUAGACCUGGAAAUAUUCCUCAAAAAACUUCAAAGUUGAAAAAGAAAAAUAUCCUAGCCCAAGAACAGAUGAGCUCUUUGAAAGAUUCCCUGGCGGGCUUCCAGAAGUCUCUCCCUCCUGUCAUCGAGAAGAUGAGAUCUGCUGACGGGUCAGCCCCAGCCUGGAAUUUGACCCGUUCCACUGUCCUCAGCCCACGGGGAUCCCCACUCCCUGCCUCCCCUACGCCUCCCUGCCAUGACACCCUCUCGCCAAUCCUGCUGUUACCCAAACUUCACUCUACAGUCAGCAGUAAAGGAUUAUUCAAGCCGUCUUCAUUCUACAGUACAGCAAAGAAACGCAACUCAUCCAAGAUUCAGUCCAUGCGGACUACCCCCUCUCCCAUUCCAUUGGGACGUCGAGUCCCUGCUCCCAGUCCUCCAACUGGACAUAAAACAAACAAGAUGCCUGCAGUCCAGCCACAUCUGUCCUCAGCUCCUCAGUCUCUUGUAUCUCCAUCUUCUCCGCCACUUUUGACGUCCACUCUCCUUGAGCUCGAUAAGCCAACUGUACCGUCCUCACCUGAAUCACCAGUCCUUAAGGAUAUCAUUCAUCAAGAGUGCAACCUUCAAUUCAGUAAAAUGUCUUCUGGAUCCCUGGUUUCACUGAGCCGAUCAUCCUUUAAGUCAUCAGUACUUAGUUAUAAGGACACCUCCCCUGCUGCACUGACCGUGUCUUCUAAAACAGAGAAAACACCAGGUACAAGCAGAAACUUUGACCGCACACAGCAUCUUGCCUCAGGACCGAAUCGGAAGCGCCACAUCUCCCCGUCUAGUAAUUCUGAGGAAGAUGAGAAAGAAGUGAAGAAAAGCAAUAUUAGACAACAGCAUUCUCCUCGUAUGAAGCCAAGAAAAUUGUUCAAAUCCUUUGCUGAGGUGCCUGCUUUGGAGGAGUUGAACCAGGUGGAGUCGUCCUUCCACGUGAGCUGGAGUGAGUCGAAGUCUGAGGUGGUGGAUGGAGACAUGGACGCAGAUGAGGAUUUUGAGUCACUGGAAACUGCUAUGACCCCAAGGAACCUUUGUGAACAGUUUAGUUCUGAGCUAAAAACUAAGUUCAAGAAACAUUUCAAUAUGAUGGAGCUUUACAGCAAGCAGUCUGCUAAGACAAUGCAGCAACAUGUCUCCGCCAUAGGCACACAGUUUACCAAAUACAGAAUUCAGAAACUUGAACGUGUUCAGAAGGUCCUCCUGGAAGAGAUCCAGAACAUGGAGCAGAGUGACAGCGUGCUUAAAAGCAUGGAGAAAGACCUGAACGUGUACUGGAAAAAACAGAUACUGACUUUCCAUUCUUACCUGAAGCAGGAAACCACAAGACAUGAAACCUUAAGGACAACGCUCCAGAAUAACACAUGUGACAGUUUGGAGAUUGAGGAAGACAUGUUCACAUCGGAGAUGUGUCUGAUAAGAAAAGACAUGAAGUCAGCUCAAGACAGGCUCCUUAAUGAGAUGCUUAAUGGGGAAGUCCAGAACGUGAAGAGAGGACUACAUGCUUUAUUUUACCCAUGA